Messenger RNA from Staurois parvus, 480 nucleotides. The record is from the annotation of a GenBank genome assembly. NCBI's taxonomy places the organism in Eukaryota, Metazoa, Chordata, Amphibia, Anura, Ranidae.
AUGGGCCCCUGUACCGCCUCCUCAUGCUGCUGCCAGGCCCCUAAUCUGCCAUGGGCCCCUGUACCGCCUCCUCAUGCUGCUGCCAGGCCCCUAAUCUGCCAUGGGCCCCUAUACCGCCUCCUCAUGCUGCUGCCAAGUCCAGAGUCUCUCAUGGGUCCCUGUACGGCCUCCCAUUGCUGCUGUCUCCAUCGCCACACUCUGCCAUGUGCCACUUUCAGGUCUCCUCACACUGCUGGUGUGUUCCAUUUUUUGACAUAGGGUGCUGGCAGAUUACGGGCCUCCCAUAGCUGCUGCCAGGCCCCUAAUCUGCCAUGGGCCCCUGUACCGCCUCCUCAUGCUGCUGCCUGCCAGGUCCAGAGUCUCUCAUGGGUCCCUGUACGGCCUCCCAUUGCUGCUGUCUCCAUCGCCACACUCUGCCAUGUGCCACUUUCAGAUCUCCUCACACUGCUGGUGUGUUAAAUUUUUUGUCAUAGGGUGCUG